CGUGAUUUAUUCCUGGAUGUUAUCCUGGAGUCAGAAGAUUUGGCCAACGGAGGGCUCUGCGAACGUUGUCAGAGUCACGAAGGUUUAUUCUGGUGCUUGACUUGCAGUGGUGACCAUGCAUGGUGCCGUGCAUGUAUUCUCGAAGCCCAUAAAUCAUUACCCUUUCAUAAGAUGCAACAGUGGAACGGAAAAUGCUUCGGUGACACAUCCCUCAAGCAGAUGGGUUAUCUAUGGCAUAUGGGUCACGGGGGUCGUCCAUGUCCAUCCUCUCAAGGCUCUUGGGAAUGGGAGGAUUUGGAUGUGCAUAUAGACAAGCAGGGCGAGGGCACUGGAUCUCAUAUUGCCAGUGAAACAAGUCCACCAACCACGUCCUUAACCAUCGUCCACUCCACUGGAGUAUUUACACACAACAUACUCUGGUGUCAUUGCCCUGGAUCUCUGCAACAAUACUUGCAGUUGCUCAAAGCAGGAUUAUUUCCAGCCAGUAUAUCCCGGCCUCGAACUGCCUUCACCUUUGAUGCUCUCGACAAUUUUCUGAUUGAUGCCCUUGAAUGCAAGACAUCUGCAUCAAGCUUCUUCCAAAAGCUUCGACGGCUAACUAAUAAUGCUUUCCCAGAUACUGUGCCAGAUCGGUAUCGUGAACUGAUGAGGGUGUCUCGUCAAUGGAGAGAUUUGAUGAAUCGAAAACGUUUUGGAUUUGGACAUAGUUCGUUGGUCAAGCCUGGGCCUGGUAACCUGGCUUUAUUUUGUGCUGCCUGUCCACAGCCUGGAAUUAAUAUGCCACUUCAUUGGCGGCAUAAGUAUCCAAGGCAAGUGAUUUAUCUAUUUCCUACUCCUAUCUGGUUGAUCAUGCAGAGAUAUGUUGUGGAUGGCAACUUCAUGGCUCAACAUAUGAAUAUGAGACAACCUCAUCUCGAUGUCUCCCUCUCUGAUGGUCUAGGGUAUAUGGUGACAGAGGCUGGGUACCAGGCUCAUUUGUCAUCGGCUAUGGAGAGCAAGGAUAGAUCCUCUUGCAGUAAUCACCGUGCAGUCAAUGCUGCCAACACAAACAGAAGCAAUCUUCGAGCAACUGGUGUAGCUGCCACUGCUUGUGCACGUCAUGGAUGUUUUGUUCCUCAUGCAGUGGUGGACUUUCAGAAGGGUGAACGCCACAUGAACGUUGACUACUCAAUAUGCAAUGCUAUCAAUCAUCAUUCUCAUGACAUUGAUACCUCGCUUAUCAUCUAUGAUGUAGGCUGUCAGUGGUGCAUUCAUUUUGCAGAACAAACUCUCUGGGCAUCUUUCAAUAAGAUAUCACCAACUGCUCAUUCAAUGAGUCAAUACCACCAACAGGAAAUUUUGGAUGAUCACAUGCGGGACUCCAAUUGGAAGAAACUAGUUGGACUUGUCAAGACUCUCUUGAAAAAGUAUAAACGAGCCAUCAAGGGAAUUAACAAUACAAAGUCUCCUUUUGAUGAGCUAACACACUCAUUGGACGACGAAAAAAUUGCUAUAUGGGAAAAUGAUGAAAAGAAGGCUAUGGAGGAACGAGGGGAAUAUCUUGACAUUUAUCAGCUCAAGAUUGAUCAAGCCCCUACAAUGGCUGAGAUUCGACUAAGAUUAACUGAAGCAGAGAAUGCCGAAACAGGAAGAUUAGGAACAGUAUCUUGGAUCAUUCAAGGCAUUAAUCUUGAGGAUGCCCAGGAUGGGUUACAAUCAGAGUUUCGUCGCCUCCCAUCUGAUGCCACUGCUGCUCAGAAGGCUACUCUGCAAGAGAAACAACAGAAACUAUCAGCUCGUAUAACUGCAUUCCAUGAAACUGCUGAUGCUAUGACAGAGGGAAUAGAGCUGGAAGCAGGUACAGUGCACAAAGAUGAUGCUAGGUUUUGCUGGGCAGAAGAUGAAGAGCAUGACUGGGAGGCUCAUGUUGCUGACCUUGAAGAUGAUUCCGAAUUGGUGGAUGACGAAAUUUCAGCAGAAGAUAUGGGUCUCUGGAUGCCAUCAUCAGUGCCUCAUGAUCAAGUCACUUCGGCUCAUUUAUUAGCCCUUCAAGCAGAGGAAUUGGAGCUGAGACAAGGUCAAGCCAAUGAUUGCCUUGAAAAAAUUUGGUUGGCUCUUGGUGAUAAGGCUGUCAUCUACCGUCAACACUUUCGAAGUGCUGAUUCUGUGUGGACUGGGACAAGAUCCAAGCAAGAAGCUCAAUGUUGUCAUAUCAAAAUCGACAAGUAUGUCCGAAGUUAUCAAAGGGCAAAAUCAGCUAUGGAGAGACUUGGCAUGGAUCGAGAAUCUCUAGAAACUGUUUAUCAAGAAAUACUAGCUGAACAGCUUAGUAUUGACAAGGAGGUGACAGAAGAGAAUAGAUUCGGCCAGGGUUCAGACAAACUUGCAUGGUUUUGGAGGGUUAACAAUGGAAAGAAGGAUCAAACAGACACUUGGAUGGAUGAAUUCUACAGAGUGAACUGGUUGAAGGCAAAGGCAAGAUGGAACAGGUGGGAGGAGGAGUUAAGUCUGGUUCAACACGAAAUGGGGUGGACAGUCAGUUGGUUCAAAUCCCAAGAGGAAAAAUGGCAACUACGAUGGCACCAAGCUACCAUACCUGGUCAUCAACCAUAUGCCCAUAAACAGGUACUGGUGUGGAAAGCAUUCGCAGCAGAAGCUGAGGAAAAAUUCAAGGACAAGCUGCUAAUCAUGAUUUGA
Messenger RNA from Suillus bovinus, 2676 nucleotides. RefSeq lists its product as uncharacterized. The annotation marks the transcript as partial. Lineage: Eukaryota; Fungi; Basidiomycota; Agaricomycetes; Boletales; Suillaceae. The record is from RefSeq and is a predicted model, not a curated record. The transcript has 10 exons.